This is a messenger RNA of Doryrhamphus excisus (bluestripe pipefish), 2777 nucleotides long. RefSeq names its product UDP-Gal:betaGlcNAc beta 1,4- galactosyltransferase, polypeptide 4 (gene b4galt4). The record is from RefSeq and is a predicted model, not a curated record. Gene Ontology annotation, biological process: carbohydrate metabolic process. Gene Ontology annotation, cellular component: Golgi apparatus. Gene Ontology annotation, molecular function: galactosyltransferase activity. Lineage: Eukaryota; Metazoa; Chordata; Actinopteri; Syngnathiformes; Syngnathidae.
AGUGCAUAUAUGUAGGUUCACUUACAGCCGCUACCUGGGAAAUGGGAAAUUACAUCUUUACAACCAAAGUGACACAAAAAAUAUUCUAAAAUGUUGCAGGGAUUGGGCUUAUCGGGGCGUUUAUGAUGCGCGAUGCACUUUUUGUAACGACUUUCAAAAGCUUCCGUCUCCGUUGGUCGGCUAACGUUAGCGAACUAUUGGGAUAGCCCAUGUAAGCCAAAGCUACUGAGCUUGGAUGGCCAGUUUGAUCGAGGACUUCUUGUACAGUAUGUAAACAUGGAGAGCAUCCGGGAGGAGAAGGACGUGUCGUGAAAGUUGACGUGUUCCAUCAAGCUCAGAGUGCAGCACCAAGCUUCAGCCAUGAAAGUUGGUUGUACCAUCUGUAAAGCAGCAGCAUGCUUCAUCAUCGCAGGAUGACCGCUCCAUCCAAACAAUAAGAGCUAGAACAGUCGUGAGGUCAUCACACAGCCAUGGGCAUCUGUACAUCUGCGUGCAAGAUGUUGCGCAGGGGGAAGUACUUUUUCCUGCUGCUCCUCUGCUUGUCUGUGCUGGCAUGGAUCGCAAUGUUUUCAGGGGAAACGGUCAAAUCUGUUCCCGUCUCCUCAGCGGCACCGCAAAUUCUUAUUAAAGGGGAGAGCACGCACGAUACGGUGCACUCGUGGACAUCAGUGGCAGAUAAAGCAAUUACUCCAACACCAGUACAGGAGUGUCCUCAGGAGUCGCCGCUGCUACAAGGAGCACUGAAGCUGAACUUUGAGCCCUCCCUGACACUGAAGGACGUGGAGGCCGAAAACAAGCAAGUGGCUCAAGGCCAGUUUGAACCUUCAUACUGCACGGCCAGGCACAGCGUGGCCAUCCUUAUUCCCCAUCGCAAUCGAGAGCGUCACCUCCUCUACCUGCUGCACCACCUGCACCCCUUCCUGCAGAGGCAGCAACUCCAUUAUGCAGUUUAUGUCAUCCAGCAGGCUGGUGAUGCCACUUUUAACCGUGCCAAAUUACUCAACGUGGGUUACUUAGAGGCACUUAAGGACUACAAAUGGGACUGUUUCAUUUUCCAUGAUGUGGACUUGGUUCCUGAAAACGACCACAAUCUCUAUAUCUGCGAUACUCAACCCAAGCACCUGGUGGUUGGGCGCAAUUCCACCGGAUACAAGCUGCGCUACAAAGGCUACUUUGGAGGCGUAACAGCCAUGAGCAGAGAGCAGUUCCAUCAAGUCAAUGGCUUUUCAAACGCCUACUGGGGUUGGGGAGGAGAAGACGACGACCUCUGCACCAGGGUGGAACUCCAAAAAAUGAAGAUUGUGCGGCCGCCUGCUGACAUUGCCCGCUACACAAUGGUAUUUCACAAACGGGACAGCGGCAAUGAAGUCAACAAAGAUAGGAUGAAGCUUUUAGGACGAACACCUGUGGUAUGGAAAAAGGAUGGACUCAAUAGCUGCUCGUAUAAGACCUUGUUAGUGGAGCGGCCGCCGCUGUAUGUCAAUGUGACCGUGGACAUUGGGAAGCCACAGAGCUGAGGUUUCAAAUCUCAAAUCAAAUUGGUAAACAGAAAAAACUACAACCAUGUAGUGUGUAAGACACAAUACAUGCACAUUUGCUGCAAUGUGAAAGUUUAUGCUGAUCACUUCUUUGUCUUGUAUGGUAAUGCAAAACUUCAGCUGUAUAGGAGGAAAAAGUCUGGACAAUUCCAAGAGCCCCCGACUGACAGGGUCUCCCCAAAAAUAGAGAUGUGGUGACAGAAUUCCUGGUGGCACCCCUGGCUGUGUUGUACAACAUUUCCACACAUUUGUGUGACGUAAAAGUGCCCAAUUAUAGACAAAGUACUGUUAGAUUAUUAAGCAUUGAAUGUGAUUUGUCUUCUUUUUUUUUUUUUUAGCCUUUUUUCAUUCAGCAAAGCUCAUUUGCACUUUUUCCACAUGAUAUCUACAUAUUAUACUUUGUCAUGAGACACAUUUCAACAUAUCUGUGACAAAAUGUUUUUUGAGGAGUGACUGAACCACCUAGCCGAGAUCAAAUUCAUGUUUGGACUUAAUCAAGUUGCAUGAAGUUGAGCACUCUUGAUAUUAUUUGUAGACUGACACUGAUUGAGCCUAAGUUCACUAAAAGUAGCGCGACAACACAAGUACUCAGUGGGAACUUAGAACUGAGUAACGUUUCCUACUGUAUGUGCAGUAAUGUUGUAUACUACUACUGUAUUUACUUCUAAUAGUGAACCUCAGAUGGGCAAACAAGUUCCAAAACACUGCCUGUGAUAAAGCAAGUGACCUUGUAGGAUUUGGUGGAUUCUGUAAGACCUUCCUCCAAUCACCUCAUUAAAAAUAGUCAUGUUACUUGACUGCCUCUUCUUGGUCAGCAAGGACUUGUUUUUAAAGUAAAAUAAGACAAAAUACGACUUUGUUACUAUAUUUAUACAGGGCCUUAUAUAUUUGACUUGGGUGGUGGAUUAUUAUUAUUUACCUUAUAAUGUGACCGAUCAAAAUAACCUGUUACUCGGUAUGUAGACAAAACUGCACGUGUUUUGAGGUGCGCAUAUUGGUUUAUGUUUGUUUUUGUCACCAUCAAACCUUUGAAUGACACUUCCUGAUCAUUCCGGAUGCAUUGUCAAUCCGGGAAGACUGAUUAUGCUGUUUUAUUUUGAAUUUGAGAAUGUCAUCGGUGGGUGUAUUAUUUUGGGAUGGUUGAUGGGAGAAGACAUUAAGACUGAAUAUGAUACAUUUCAUGACUAGAAAGUAAAUGUAUCUAAUCUAAUCUAAUAAACUAUUAUGUUCUUAUUGUCA